Molecule: messenger RNA, 1916 nt
Organism: Leguminivora glycinivorella
Lineage: Eukaryota; Metazoa; Arthropoda; Insecta; Lepidoptera; Tortricidae
Gene: Lim3
Product: LIM/homeobox protein Lhx3
Biological process (GO): regulation of transcription by RNA polymerase II; neuron differentiation
Cellular component (GO): nucleus
Molecular function (GO): RNA polymerase II transcription regulatory region sequence-specific DNA binding; DNA-binding transcription factor activity, RNA polymerase II-specific
Source: RefSeq, a predicted model, not a curated record
GCCACGUGGGGCCUUGGAGCGCGCCGGGACGCCCGCCGAUGUCGCUCCGUUGAUUCCUCCGGUCUCAAAACAUUGUAUCUGCAACGGAAUGCCUCGUAGAGUGGAGCUGUGUUUACGGACGUAGUGCAUUCAUGGAAGGAUACGGUGACGUUGAGUGCGUGUCUCGUGAAGGGCAGAUGGACAGUUUAGAAGCCAUGCACGCUCUGGACCCGCCGCCGCCGGAUGUCCUGUUGGCGUUGCUUGCUAGGAACAAAGCACUAGAAGCCAGUAUCCCGAAGUGCGGUGGCUGCCACGAGAUGAUAGUAGACCGAUAUGUUCUUAAGGUCUCAGACCGAACCUGGCAUGCGGGUUGCCUGCGCUGCGUCGAGUGUCGGGCCAUGCUGUCCGGGAAAUGCUUCGCGAGGAACAACCAGCUUUAUUGUACGGAUGACUUUUUCAAGCGGUUCGGCACAAAAUGCGCGGGCUGCGGGCAGGGCAUCCCCCCCACGCAGGUGGUCAGGCGGGCGCAGUCGCACGUGUAUCACAUGCGGUGUUUCGCGUGCGCGGCGUGUGCGAGGACCCUUAACACGGGAGACGAGUUCUACCUGAUGGAGGACGGGAAGCUAGUCUGCAAACCGGACUAUGAAGCGGCUAGAGCCAAAGGCGGAGAAGGAUCAUUAGACGGUGACGCGGCAAGUAAGCGACCACGAACCACCAUCACAGCAAAACAGCUAGAAACGCUAAAGAGCGCAUAUAGCAGUAGUCCAAAACCUGCACGGCACGUCAGAGAACAGCUCGCGCAGGACACGGGGCUGGACAUGCGCGUUGUGCAAGUGUGGUUUCAGAACAGGCGAGCGAAAGAAAAGCGAUUAAAGAAGGACGCUGGACGCACGCGCUGGUCACAAUACUUUAGGUCUAUGAAGGGGGGCAGCGGGUCACCGCGCCACGAAAGACUGCUGGAUAAGGACGAGCUGAAGAUAGACCUGGAUUCCUUUAGCCACCAUGAUCUCAGUAAUGAUAGCUACAGCACAGUAGCGUUAGGUGGCGACGAGGGCUCACCAGCGGGCGGCGGCGGCACGGGCGCUACCGGCGGGGCGCGCUACGCCGCCACACCGCCGUACCUGCGCGCACAUUCCCCACCCCCGCACCCACACUACCACUACCCUCCAGACCACCUAGUGUACACUAAUAUUGGUCAGGCCAUGAGCGGCGCGGGAAUCGGCGCUGGGGGCGCGUCAGAUCUCAGCAGUUCAUCGUCACCUGCCGCGGGAGCGUAUCCUGACUUCCCGCCCUCCCCCGAUUCUUGGCUCGGAGAGCCUCACCAUUAUUCACCUAGGGGCUUCCCCUAGCGACGGCCGCCGCCGGCGCACGCGCAGCCCGCGCCCCCGCCGCUCCCCGCGCCCUACCCCCCGCUCGCGCUCGCGCAGCCGCUCGAGCUCGUCGUCAAGCGAGAGCUGUGACCGACCGGACUCUGACGAUGACAUGAGGUGCCAAUAACUUCACAAGGAAUUGGAUGAAAAUGAAAGUUUUAAAAACAUAAUACCAAAUCAGGACUGUAAAUAAAAAUGGAACAAUAAAAGUAUGCCGACGAUCACGGUUUACGAUUUUGAAGAAAUUUACGGAUACUCCCACUUUGUGUCACACGAUUUUUUACUGUUGUGGUGUUUUGUGGUGUGAUGGAUGUAUCCAACGUGAGCACAAAAUAAGCAUUUCGAAUCGCCUUACUAGUAGAAAGGUAUUCUGUAAAUAAAUUAUUAGAAUUCAAAUAUUUUUAAGAUGUUAAAAUAUGUAUAGUAUGUAUUUCUAAUAAAAGACGUCGAUAUCUUUAAGUAUUUAUUUAUUAAGAUUAUUUUAUUAUCAAUUACUUACGGCGUAACUCAAUGUUCGACAAACUAUAUAACAUAUUGUACAUAUGAGUGAAUAAGUGUUAAUUUAGC